Messenger RNA from Angiostrongylus costaricensis, 810 nucleotides. NCBI's taxonomy places the organism in Eukaryota, Metazoa, Nematoda, Chromadorea, Rhabditida, Metastrongylidae. The record is from the annotation of a GenBank genome assembly.
AUGCCGCUACAGUUAAUUCGUCGUCUGUCGUUGCGACACCGUAAAAAUCAGGAGAACACAGAGAGAGAAGAGACUAAGCCACGGCUACCGGAUCACUUACUGCUCCGGAUUAUUGACCAAUGCGAUGCACUUGAACAAAUUCGGUUGAGGGCUGUGUGCACGACCAUAAAGAACCAUGUUGAUAGGCAGAUAGAAAAAGUCACCCAUCUCAAUGUCGAGAAGCGUGACAUCGACAACAUCACCGGUCGCGGCUGGUCACGUCAUCGCCAUGCACAAGUGUCGCUGAAAAUGAACCUGAAUAGUGCUCAUAUUGUCGUCGACACGAGAUGGACGUCGCGUGAUCUGACAACGGUUGUGGCUGCAAUGAGUGUUUAUCGGAACACGAUUCUCGAGGCGGUGAUUGACGCUCCUAUUGCUGAACUGUUGGUUGUUUCCCUUUCCGCUCUGGAUCUGAAUCGAUGGUACGCUUUCCAGUGCUAUAUGAAAGCGAUGGAUGUCUUCGAUGAGGAUAUGCACAUGGAUUGCGAUUUUGUGAAACCCGGAAAGGUGUACUGGCCAAAUAUUCAGCAUCUUACCGUUCGUACCACCGAACAACAAGCACCACAUUUGGCAAGAGUUAUCGACUACGGUGUUCAAUGUAACUGGGUGUUGGAUCGUCGGAAUCUCUGUCGACUACGAAUAGUUUUCACUGAUCUGGAUGCAACGCCUUCUCGUAAAGUAUCUCGUCACCUAUACCACUUCAGGUGUUGGGCUGGUUCAGCCGGUUUCGAUCAUCGUUUCGAACAACAGUUCGCUGCCUCUAAUGCGUAA